Messenger RNA from Melozone crissalis (California towhee), 294 nucleotides. Its product is annotated as C-C motif chemokine 4-like. The record is from RefSeq and is a predicted model, not a curated record. The transcript has 3 exons. Gene Ontology annotation, molecular function: chemokine activity; CCR chemokine receptor binding. NCBI's taxonomy places the organism in Eukaryota, Metazoa, Chordata, Aves, Passeriformes, Passerellidae. Gene Ontology annotation, cellular component: extracellular region. Gene Ontology annotation, biological process: cellular response to tumor necrosis factor; cellular response to interleukin-1; G protein-coupled receptor signaling pathway. Bases 1 to 294 code for a protein of 97 amino acids.
AUGGGGACAGCGUCCAGGGUGCUCUGUGCCCUCCUCAUCCUCUGCACGCUGUGCUGGCACAGCCUGGCUCAGAGAGCCCCAGCCAUGCCAGACAAGUGCUGCUUCAACUUCCAGACCAGGAGGAUCAAGAGGGACAACGUGGUGGCCUGCUACCCCACCAGCCCCGAGUGCCCGCACCAGGCUGUGAUCUUCAGGGUGAGGAACGGGAAGGAGAUCUGCACGCAGGCCAGCAGGCCGUGGGUCAAGAGGUACCAGCAGAGCUUCCAAGUCAGCUCCUUCUCCAUCCCCAGCUAG